GGUUGGUAGGUUGUUGAUGCGUACGUGGAGUUGUUGAAGACCGACCAGUUGAGGAUGUAUGGUGACAAUGAGUUGGUGGACAAGUCAUAUUUUUUCAGUAGUGUGUGCCUGGACGUGGUGAAAAGUAAUGACGUGCGUUCAAUAGGAAAUUAUAUCCGGAAGAAUGUGUCUGCAGGGAGCGAGUUUCAUUUCAUGCAUUUUCCAAUGUGUCAUCUUGGGCACUGGACGCUUGUAGUGUAUGACACUGAAGAUGGUAGUUGGAAGCAUUAUAAUCCGAUGAGGCAACGUGGGGAUAGGACUGAUGUGCACCACACCGAAGCUGUUAUGCUGAAAGAACGUGUGUCAGAUGUUAUGAAGCAAUCGUUACGUCAGUUUGGACUGGAUGAGCAGAGCAUUGAGGCAAAUUUCAGGCAUCCAUUAGAGGCUGUAACUAAGUGUCCACAGCAAAAACCAGACACGCUUGAUUGUGGGGUGAUAGUGUGUGGGAUAAUGCGACAGUAUGUGUAUCGUGGCGACGUGGAGCGAACAUUGCAAGGUAGUAAUUGCAGUGUGUUGCGAGCGAACAUGGUUAAUUAUUUCAUCAACGAUCCGACCCGGGGGCUGAAGGAUUAGAUGUGUUUGGUCUGAAACGGUGACGAGAAAUAAAUCGGACGCAGCAUUUCCUGGUUUUUGUAUUUGGUUUAUGCAACUUGUUUGGUUUUUUGAAACAACAUGUUUGUUGGUUUGAACUUGGGGUUUGAAAAUUCUGGUUUAGAAAAUGUUGGACAUAUUUUUUGUGGGUAUU
Camellia sinensis is the source of this 784-nucleotide messenger RNA. The record is from RefSeq and is a predicted model, not a curated record. Lineage: Eukaryota; Viridiplantae; Streptophyta; Magnoliopsida; Ericales; Theaceae.